CUUGGUAGAGUUUAGGUCUGGCUGAAUAUUCUUGCCUACUGUCUUUUUUGAACUGAAUUUUGUCUAAUUAAUUUUUGUCUGGUACACCUGUCAAGCAAGCCAGUGUUUAUCUUCUUGACACCAUGCAUUUUGAGGAUGCAUUUGGACUGAAGGGUGCCUUCGAGAAGAAGUAUGGUGCCUCUAUUUUCAGUGGACGAAGUGAAGGACAUGGAUUUAGGGAUCUAGCUCGGCACAUCAGGUUUGAGAGGGAUAAGCAUUUGGGGGUGAACUUUGCAAAGUUAUUGUCUCCUCAGAUGUUGUUCUCCACGUCAUUGCCUCUUCUUUUCUUGUCUAAGGACUCAACAGAAGUAUCAUUCAAUUGUUUUCCUUCUGGCCUCUUCACUUAAUACGCUAGCUGGGAAUUUACUGUUACCACCAGUGAUUAAUAGGACUAUAUGGUGUCCUGCUUAUCUGUUUAGAUUUCUUUAUUUUAAUAUGUUUAAUGCAUAGCUUUUGCCCACCUUCAAGUGUUAAGAGGAUUGAAAAGAAUGCUUAUGUCAGUCCAUUCUCUAUAUAUAUAUUUCUUGUUACAGGUUUUGGACAAGGAACAAGAUGCCUUCAUCUAGACAGGCAUUUGAAAGAAAAAUGCAAGCAUAAACACAUGAUUCCUUUGUUAAACAAGGUUGAUCUCAUUUUCUAGGUGUAUUUUUUAAGGCUGAGACUCCUUGUAAACACUUGUAGGUCCCCUUUUCAGUGUUAUCUUCUUUCUGCUUAGGCUACAAAGAGAUGGCUUAAAAUAUUAUCGAAGGAAUAACCAACACUAGCAUUCCAUGCUUGCAUUAAUAGGUAUUGUAGCGACGUAUGUUAUAUUUUCUGCACUUUAGCUGAUAACUUGUAUUCACCCAGUAUCAGCAUUUGUCUUUUCUGCUCUUCUUGUUUCUCUUGGUUUAAAACUUUGUAGUUGGAAAAGCUACCCUUCUUUCAGUUUGAGUCAAAUUUUUAACACAAAAGCCCUAGUCUACUUAGCUGUUUUACUCUAUGGAAUGUGCUUUGUGUAUUUUCUGCUCUUUUAGCUGAUGAAUAGUUUUUACUUGGCACCAUCAUUUAUCUUAAUUUUUUUAAGGGAUCUCUGUUGUCAAUAUCUAAAAACUGACAUCGAAGCAAUAUCUUUUGGAUUUGCUCGGUAUCUUAAUGCUGGAAACUCUUCUGUUAUGAACACACUUCACACAAAAAAUGUAAUGUGCUUCCUCUUUAUGGCUUCUUUCAUUGCAUCACUCGUGAUAAUUCCUUUUAUGUCGAAGUGAUAAAUAUACUCAUACAUGUUCUUCCACACGAAUACCAUUAUUUUCGAAACUCUAUCUGAUAUGUUCAUUACCUCUUAUUAAAUUGAGAACUUCAAU
Molecule: messenger RNA, 1379 nt
Organism: Rubroshorea leprosula
Lineage: Eukaryota; Viridiplantae; Streptophyta; Magnoliopsida; Malvales; Dipterocarpaceae
Source: the annotation of a GenBank genome assembly